AUGCAAAAGAAGAUUGCGAUUGUAGUUGGAGUUUUUUUCAUUGGAAUUUUAAAUAUAUUUUGGCUUGCCUAUGAUGGAGAUGUGCAAAACAUCCCGAUUGUCUUGCAUAGAGUUCAGAAAGUCAGCCAGGUUCACAUUGCACUCGGAAAAGAAGAAAACUCAAUUCAAGUUCGUUGCUAGUCAUUUGAUAGAAUUUUUUUCCUUAUAUGCAUGGCAUUUCUCUAAAGUUAGUAGUAACCUUUUUUAUCGUGUGGCGUUCUCAAACAAAAAAGUUAAAAUUCUAUCGUAUUUCAGGAGGUAAAAAUCGCCAAAAAUACCUGAAGAAAUCUCACAUGAAGAAAAAAACAUAAUUUAUUUAGCCUAUUAAUUGGUCUGAAUUGUUGAGCAAGCUAUUCUGAAAUCUAUCUCUAAUUCUGGAUUGCUUGAUCUAAGCAAGCUUGUCUCGUUUUCUAGGAUCUUACGUGAGGAAAAAUGUUACAAUCAAAUGGCACGGAGCCAUUCAAGUUAUGUGGACACUGAAAGAAGAUGGAAAAGACUGCUGAAUCGAUAUGGAUGGAAAGAAAAUUUCUAACUAUCAAAAGGAUAUUUUGGAGUACUUACUCCCCCCCCCCUCCGUGAGUGAACAAAACCAUUAGAAAAAUCGCUAUUUUUUGCCCAAAAACCCACCUUCCCGUGAGUGAACAAAAAUUUUUUUAAUAGAAAAAAUUUUUUAUGAAAAAAAAAAUUUGAUAUAUAAGUGAUAAUUAGUAUAAUGAAAUCUAGAGCUAAUUCUUUUUAAUUUUUAACAAAUUGCGUUUUAAAACAUAAAUUUUAUAAAUUAAAUUAAUAUUUGGUUCCCAAUUUUUGCAAAUUAGGAUUUUUUUAAAAUUUCGAAAAAAAAUUUUUUCUAUUAAAUUUAUAUAUAAAUUCUUUUAAAAAAAAAAAUUAACCCCCCUUUGUGAGUGAACAAAAUUUUUUUUGUUCACUCACGGAGGGGGGGGGGAGUUAGGAAACACUGGAAAACCAUACAAGCGAUUUUUAUACUCUUCGCUGCUAAACAGCCUAGAGCCAGCUACAAUUUAUUCAUAUAAAAUUUCAUGCAUUGUUUCCAACAUAACCAUUUCCUCCCAAAAAUUCUCUUUCAGAUCUCCCCCUUCACAAAACUCUACAAUCACUGCAAUCUCUUUUGCAGAUUUCCAAACAAACUAUUACCCAGACCCAAAAGAUAAAUAUUCUAAAACAAAAAAAGCCAACAUCCUUCCUCAUCUUUAUCAAAUUUCCAAAUCCCUUGAUAAUUAUGAUAUAAUUUUGCAUGCUGGAGAUAUUGCUUAUGAUUUGUGGUCUUACAACGGGCUUAUGGCAGAUCAUUUUAUGGAGUCUAUUGAGCAUUUAUCAUCCAGGUUUCCUUAUAUGACAGUUCCAGGGAGUCAUGAAAGCUUUACUAAUUUCACUCACUACAAAAAAUUGUUCCAGCCACAAAACUCUUUAGGACUCUUUUAUAGCUUUAAUUUAGGCUAUGCCCAUUUCAUCAUGCUUGAUUCUGAAAGCUUUGUUGGCCGCCUCCAUACAGAAGAAAUGAUAGAAAAUCAUAUGAAAUUUCUUAAAGAAGAUUUAGAGACUAACAUCCAGCCAUGAACGAUAGUUAUUUCCCAUAGGCCAAUUUACUGCAACCCAAACCCAUUAUGCAAAGUCUGCACAACAGCUUGCACACAAUAUAGUAGCAUAUUGUCUGGCUAUUUGGAAGACCUGCUCUUCCAAUACAAUGCAACUCUUUGAAUCUCAGGCAACGUUCAUUUGUAUGAAAGGUCAAUGCCAGUUUAUAAAAAUGAGAUUAUGCAAUUUGGAAUUAAUAAAUUUGAAAAUCCUCCAGCGCCAAUUUAUAUAGUAAACGGAGUAGCUGGAAAUUUUGAUACCGAAGAUGAUUUAUCGAGCGUGGGUGAUGAAAAAAUGCCUUGAAAUGUAGUAGCUUCUGAGAGCCUAGGGUAUGGCAAACUAGUGGUACACAAUAAAACGCAUUUAGAGUGAAUUCAAUACGCAAUCGGAAAGACACAGCAGGACAGUCCAGAUAUGAUUGAGACUGCAAGAACUAGGAUUAUUGACGAGUUUUUCAUUAUUAAAACAGAUAAUUAA
Molecule: messenger RNA, 2109 nt
Organism: Blepharisma stoltei
Lineage: Eukaryota; Ciliophora; Heterotrichea; Heterotrichida; Blepharismidae
Source: the annotation of a GenBank genome assembly